Camellia sinensis is the source of this 2454-nucleotide messenger RNA. It is a transcript of the gene PGM, whose product is annotated as phosphoglucomutase. Gene Ontology annotation, molecular function: magnesium ion binding; phosphoglucomutase activity. Lineage: Eukaryota; Viridiplantae; Streptophyta; Magnoliopsida; Ericales; Theaceae. The record is from RefSeq and is a predicted model, not a curated record. Gene Ontology annotation, biological process: carbohydrate metabolic process. Gene Ontology annotation, cellular component: cytosol.
UUGCGUUGCAUUGGAUCUUUCCCCGAGUCACCAAUACAUACACACGAACAGAAAACGCACUCUCUCUCUUUCUCGUUUCAGGCAGCAGAGCUACUACGUCUCUGAUCUGAGUCAGUGAACAAAUCUCCAUGGCGUUCUCAGUACAAGCAGGCACCACCGCCUUUCUAUCAACCCCCAAACUCAUUCCAUCCACAAAUGCCACUCUCUCUCAUCAUCCUUUCAGAUCUCUCUCUCCCCUCUCUUCCUCCUCUCUUCCCCCCAAUCUCUCCUCCUCUCAUAACCCCUCUUCUCUCGCCGUCAAAGCUUCUUCUGCUUCUCCUUCUCCUUCCGCCACAGUAACCGACUCUCAAGGCAUCAAGAUUAAAUCAGUUCCAACAAAGCCAAUCGAAGGCCAAAAGACUGGAACGAGUGGUCUUCGAAAGAAGGUUAAAGUGUUUAUGGAAGAAAACUACCUUGCCAAUUGGAUUCAGGCAUUGUUUAAUUCCUUGCCUCCCGAGGAUUACAAUAAUGGGUUGUUGGUGUUAGGAGGUGAUGGUCGAUAUUUUAACCGAGAAGCUGCCCAGAUAAUAAUUAAAAUUGCAGCGGGAAAUGGAGUCGGCAAAAUAUUUGUUGGCAAGAUCGAAUGUCCAAGCAGCAGAUUGGGACUAGUCGUAAAGUUGGAGACUUCUAUGUGGUGGAGAGCCUACGACUAUCUCUUCGACUGCUUUUUCCUCUUUUUGAUGGAAUCUCAUUGUUGCAGAGAAGGUAUUAUGUCCACACCGGCUGUUUCUGCUGUGAUACGGAAGAGAAAGGCCAAUGGUGGUUUCAUAAUGAGUGCAAGUCAUAAUCCUGGUGGGCCAGAAUAUGAUUGGGGUAUCAAGUUUAACUACAGCAGUGGGCAACCGGCACCUGAAUCCAUCACUGACAAGAUUUAUGGAAACACACUUUCUAUAUCUGAAAUUAAGAUGGCAGAAAUCCCCGAUGUUGACCUCUCUUGUGUAGGAGUUACAAAAUAUGGAAACUUUAUUGUUGAAGUAGUUGAUCCAGUUUUCGACUACUUGGAGCUGAUGGAGAAUGUAUUUGAUUUUUCACUUAUCAGAAGUCUUGUUUCACGGUCAGAUUUCAGGUUUAUAUUUGAUGCGAUGCAUGCAGUUACGGGUGCUUACGCAAAACCCAUCUUUGUGGACAAGCUAGGAGCCAGUCCAGAAUCCAUUUCAAAUGGAGUGCCUCUUGAAGAUUUUGGGCAUGGUCAUCCAGAUCCAAAUCUCACUUAUGCCAAGGAUUUGGUUGACAUUAUGUAUGGAGAGAAUGGACCUGAUUUGGGAGCUGCAAGUGAUGGUGAUGGUGACAGAAACAUGAUUCUUGGUCAUGCAUUUUUUGUCACUCCUUCAGAUUCUGUUGCAAUUAUUGCAGCCAAUGCUCAAGAAGAUAUUCCAUACUUCCGGAGUGGCCCUAAAGGUUUAGCUCGAUCAAUGCCAACAAGUGGUGCUCUUGAUCGUGUUGCUCAGAAGUUAAAUCUUCCUUUUUUUGAGGUCCCUACCGGUUGGAAAUUCUUUGGGAAUCUUAUGGAUGCUGGAAAUUUGUCAAUUUGUGGUGAAGAAAGUUUUGGAACAGGCUCUGACCACAUUCGUGAGAAGGAUGGGAUAUGGGCUGUGUUGGCUUGGCUUUCAAUAAUUGCAUAUCGAAACAAGGACAAAAAACCUGGGGAGAAAUUGGUGUCCGUCUCUGAUGUUGUAAAGGAGCACUGGGCCUCUUAUGGAAGAAACUUCUUUUCCAGAUAUGAUUAUGAAGAAUGUGAAUCUGAAGGAGCGAACAAAAUGAUAGAUUAUCUUAGAGAUUUGGUUUCUAAGAGCAAGCCAGGUGAUAAGUAUGGAUGUUAUGUCCUUCAAUUUGCAGAUGACUUCGCAUAUACUGAUCCUGUAGACGGAAGUGUGGCAUCGAAGCAAGGUGUUCGGUUUGUUUUCAGUGAUGGAUCAAGGAUAAUAUUUCGUUUAUCAGGAACUGGUUCAGCUGGUGCUACUGUUAGAAUGUACAUUGAACAGUUUGAGCCUGAUGUCUCUAAACACGACAUGGAUGCCCAAACUGCGCUAAAACCAUUAAUAGAUCUGGCACUGUCUCUAUCAAAGCUGAAGGACUUCACUGGAAGGGAGAAGCCUACAGUUAUCACAUAAAUUUGAGUGUCUGAUGUUAAUCUCACACAAUGAGGCUUCAUUAGUAAUAAUGUGAAAGCAGGUUGGGCAUCCCAUCUUUUGUCCUGCAUGUUUCUCAUAUUUAUAUGAUGGGACUUAAGGCUUGGUUUGGUUUGGUUUGGUUUCUUAUGUUUAUAUAUUUUUUCGUUUGGUGUAGAUUGCAUAAUAUGCAGUCGCUCACAGGAUGAUAGGUCACACCAUGUAAAAUAUAUGUAAUCUAUAUUUGGAAAAUAAAAUUUUCAUGUCUUCAUAAUAAUUUUGAUGCUAUUUCUCUUGUUGUGUAGUA